CUUUGUUUGUGGCAUGCCCAGCUCGCUCCCGUGUGGCCAGAUCGGGAUUUAGCAACUAGCGUCAUAUGCAUGUGGAGGUGGAAGUCUUCGCUUCAUAUGUCUGAACUCUGAAGACCGUGACGGCAUGGUCGACUUGCCCCCACCCAAUGAGCUUGUCGACAUCAUACUAAUUUGACGGUCUUGGUUGUCGCAAUGAUCUCGCCUUGCCCCUCGGCUAAACGGUCGUCAUCUGCAGCUUUUGUUUCACUGUUCUCCUGACUGUUAAACUCUUCCUCUUGUGUUUGUGUUCUCUGACACUGACAAGAAAGAAAGAAAGCCUACUCACAAUGGAUCCUAUUCGAGCGGAAGCUAUUCACAACGAGAGACAUGUCAAGGUGAUCUGCGUGGGUGCAGGUGCCUCUGGGUUGUGUCUGGCAUACAAGCUGCAGAGGUCUUUUCAGAAUUACGAUCUUACUAUCUACGAGAAGAACCCUGAGGUUUCGGGCACCUGGUACGAAAAUCGCUACCCAGGCUGCGCUUGUGAUGUUCCCUCCCACAACUACGUCUACUCGUUUGAACCUAAAGCAGACUGGUCAUCUGUAUACGCGGGCUCCAGCGAGAUCAGAGGGUACUUUAACGAUUUCGCGAACAAGUAUGGCUUACGCAAAUACAUCCACACUUCGCACAUCGUCACCGAAACCACCUGGGCCGAGGAGUCGGGCCAGUGGCAGGUGACGGCGACCGACUUGAAAACGGGCCGCACAGUACAUGACUGGUGUCACAUUCUGAUUCAUGCGACGGGCUAUCUCAAUAAGCCUGCUUGGCCCGAGAUUCCGGGAUUGGGCGAUUUCAAGGGCAUCAAGCUACACAGUGCGAUGUACGAUGAGAGCGUAUCGCUCGAAGGGAAGAACGUUCUGCUGAUCGGGGCGGGUUCAUCAGCUGUUCAGAUUCUCCCUGCCAUUCAACCUAUUGUUAACAAUGUGAAAAUCUUUAUCCGUUCGCCGACGUGGCUGUUGCCGGAUAUUAGCACCGAGGCGGGCAAGUUCCCCGAGGAGCAGAUUGAGCACUUUGUGAACAAUCCAAAGAGCGUGACAGAGCUACGCAGGGAUAAUGAACGGACUAUGAACAGUAUCUUCACCAUGUACCUCAAGGAUACUGUCCUUCAGGAGCAGGCCAAAGGUCUCCUGACAUCGGUGAUGAAGAACGCCUUUCAAAAUCAAGAAAUGGAAGACCGUCUGAUACCGAACUUCUCUGUUGGUUGCAAGCGUGUGGUACCAUCGGGCUUCAGGUAUCUAAAUACUCUCAAAAAAGAGAACGUCGACGUGGUCUACGGUGGUGUGACAUCCGUAACACCAUCUGGGUGCGUCAGCGAAGACGGGAAGGAGCAUCAAGGCGACAUCAUCAUCUGUGCCACCGGGUUUGACACUUCCUACAUACCGCGCUACCCUGUUAUUGGACCCAAUGGUCGCAACCUGCAGACAGAAUGGGCCGAAUCGAUCAUGGGCUACAUGGGAAUAGGUAUUUCCGAGUUCCCCAACACCUUUACCAUGCUUGGCCCCUACACGCCUGUUUCCAAUGGUCCGACCAUGGUCGCGAUUGAAGCUCAAGCAGACUAUAUCUGUUCCUUUAUCGACCGUUACCAAACAGAACCCAUCCAUAGCAUGGCUCUUAAGCGGGAUGUCUGCGCUGAGUUCAAGGAGCAUGUCGGCUCCUUCAUGCAAAAAGCCGUUUGGACGGAUAAUUGCCGCAACUCCCACAACAACCAUACCAUCGGCGGUCGCGUUCCCACGACUUGGCCUGGAAGCACUCUACACUAUCUUGAGGCGAUGAGAGAGCCACGUGCUGAUGACUGGGAUAUUAAGUACAACGGAAAUCGUUUCUCAUGGUUGGGCAUUGGCGUUUCCCAGACAGAGUGGGAUCCCACUGCUGAUCUGGGGUACUAUAUCCGACAAUCGGAUGAUGGACCCUGGCACAGCCGGCGCAAGCGGAAUUUGGCCAUUGCUAAAACAGGCAGCAUGGCUCCGCGUGCUCUUCAUAGACAGCCAAAGCUCGCUGCCAAGGAGAAAGCCCAAGGCACUAAAGCUGAUGUGCCGGACCAGAUGCCGAAAGCACGGACGGAGCCAGUGUCUGAAACGACAGCGUGAUGUGGAACUGUAUAAGAAUAAGGGUCUAUGGAGAUCAAUCAAUCCUCCACUCCUUUCCCUGCACUUGGGAACCAAGAGCUUGUCUUGCAUUGACAUGCUGCCGCCAUCUGAGUUUUGACUGGCCGAGUAAUAUGCCUUACAUCCUCGUCAAAUACUCGGAGGUUCACGACUUGGCACACGAGGUCACGACUAAGUAGUAUACUUAUAUGGUGCACACCCAUGAGGGUCUUAUCCCGAUUGUAAUCCACGGUCUUGGGAUCCAGGACCAACAGGAAGACCUGGCUUCGACCAUGCCGAGGCCAUCCCGAAUUUAUAUUCCAAUCACGGAGAUUGAACGCAUCUCAUGCCGACUAUCUUAGAGCCUCUUCAUGAACUUUAUAAAGAUACAGAUGCUAGGCGAAAUUUGAAUUUACAUCUAAGCUAUACUCGGCAAUUCCACCGCAUUAAUAGGAAAUACUAUAUGACUG
Molecule: messenger RNA, 2590 nt
Organism: Aspergillus piperis CBS 112811
Lineage: Eukaryota; Fungi; Ascomycota; Eurotiomycetes; Eurotiales; Aspergillaceae
Product: flavin-containing monooxygenase
Exons: 4
Coding region: 327-2123 (598 amino acids)
Molecular function (GO): NADP binding; N,N-dimethylaniline monooxygenase activity; flavin adenine dinucleotide binding
Source: RefSeq, a predicted model, not a curated record